UUCGCUGCCUCGAAGGCGUGCCACAGUGACAGAUAGCAAAACACCACCAAUGAAGCACCACCACCACCGCUCGCGCCCACCACACUUCACCCCACCACCACGACGACGCAGCAGCCAUGUCGACUGCGCCAUCCCCUGCAGCGCCAACGGCGGAGCCCGAUACAGGCAACGCAGACACGUUUGCCCUGAGCACGGAUAUGCUGGCCAUCAUCCUUGGCGCGUCCAUUGCAGGCGGCCUGCUGAUUCUCAUUGCUUGGCUGCUGCUGCGCUCAAGAUGCAAGCGACGCGAGCGCGAGCGCGCCGCAGCGGAGCAGGCAAGCGCGUCGCCCUGGAAGAGGCGACGGAAUGGAGAUAUGCGCGCAACCAUCCGAAAGGCAAACGAACUGGCGAUGAAGAAACAUGGGUCUCGGCGGGGGUCUGAGGUCUUCCAGGAAGUUCACAGCUCUGAGCUGCUGCCAGAGACGGUUCACGCCCCCGACGACGGCUUUGGCAAUCCACACGCGCAGCGUCCACUACCGACGAGCAGCGGAAGCCUGCAUCCACCAAGCGCUGGCAUGCGCGGACUUUCGCGCGAGUCACUGGCAGCGCUCGACGUGCGAAACAGAGCCGUCCUGAGUAACCAUGUCAUGACAAAGUUCACGCGCAGCCUUACAGAGACGCUUCUGCGUGAGGACCACGGCAGCAGCGUCACUGCGCCAGAGCCCCGAUCACGCUCGGCAUCGCAACUGUACUCAGAUGACACUGCAAGCUACGUGACAGAGGAGAGCCAGACCGUGAACCACGCAAACUCACGCGGCGCACAACACACCAAGCCAGGCACAUCCUCCCCACUCCACUACCGCUCCUCUGGCAACCAGCCCCACCACCACUACCACCAGCAACAGCACUGUCACCGACAGCAGCAAUAUGCACCACGAUCGCAACACAACCAGCACAGACAGCUUGGACUGCUGCCCGGUCGCUCUUCUCGCCCCGGCGUCCUAUCCAUGGAUAGGCCAAUGCUACACACAGCACUGGCAGCAACGCCAACAACAUCACCCCCACCAAGACAAGCCGUAGCAACACCACCGCCAUAUCCACAGCAGCAGCAGCAACAUCAACAUCAACAUCAACAACAUCAACAACGCGUGGUACACACCUCCUCGUCCUCAUCCUCGUCAAACAGGGCCAGCAAGCCCGUGAGCCGCAACCUGUCUCGAUCCAAUGCUCUGCAGUCCUCGUUCCGCAACGACGUGGACGUCAUAUCUGCAUCCCUGCGCCAGAGCUUCCGCACCCGGUCCCGCCAGCCGUCCGGCCAGGCAUCUCGCGAGAGCAUCCAGCACCCACCACGCUCGCCACAGCCACAACUACCGCCACCGCUUGGCAGUCGAAACGGUACGCGCACCAGCCUCUCAACUGCCUACACGGCACCACACCCAACGAUCCACAGCCACCACCACUACCGCGCUCACGGGCAGCACACUGGAAGGAGCGCUGGCGAAGCCACGAGUCGCAGCGACAGCAGCAGCACCGCGUUGCUUGACACGUCAUAUCACAGUCACGAGCGCUUGCGUGACGAAAACGACACGCGCCUGCGCGGAUUGCGACGUGCAUCCUCAUCACUGAACUAUCCCAGCGAUGAUGGCCUUGAUGAUGAUGGUUCGGAAGAGAGGCUGUUGCGGUCUCGCACGCCACUCGAGGAACCGCUUGAGGCAGACUUUCUGCCCGCCGUGGUCUGUGGUUUGGACAUCAACGAUCCCACAUUCUCAGCACCUUACAGUAACCAGGCAACGAGCGCCGCACUGCGCCGACGCCAAUCAAUGGAAGAAACAGAGGCGUAACCUUGCAACAGAACAGCAACGGACAGUUAGCCAGCUAGCUUGCUUGCCUGCCGAAAGGGCAAGCCCCCCACCCCAACAUCACAUCCGAACUUUCCCCGCUCAUUUGCUGUUUUGCGUGGAUGGCUUGCCCCGCCCCGUGUCUUCGACUGUGUCGUGUUCGUACCUUCUCCAGCAGUAAGUACACUGGUGCACACUUGCUUUGGGCGGUUUGUACUGCUUACCUGGAAACAGGAGUGUUCUCUUUAUUUGUGAAAUGCCUCAAACCAAAGUGCUUCGAAUAUAUCAUCAUCACCACCCA
Messenger RNA from Salpingoeca rosetta, 2118 nucleotides. RefSeq lists its product as uncharacterized. The transcript is spliced from 5 exons. NCBI's taxonomy places the organism in Eukaryota, Choanoflagellata, Craspedida, Salpingoecidae. The coding region runs from base 117 to 1820 and encodes 567 amino acids. The record is from RefSeq and is a predicted model, not a curated record.